Messenger RNA from Vigna angularis (adzuki bean), 507 nucleotides. RefSeq lists its product as uncharacterized. The record is from RefSeq and is a predicted model, not a curated record. Lineage: Eukaryota; Viridiplantae; Streptophyta; Magnoliopsida; Fabales; Fabaceae. The transcript has a single exon. Bases 1 to 507 code for a protein of 168 amino acids.
AUGAAGCGGCCUACUCCGUCAGGCACGGACAGGAGCAAACACUACGCCUACCACAAGAAGAUGGGUCAUACCACCGAAGAGUGUGUGACCCUAAAGGAUAAAAUUGAAGAGUUGAUCCGGGCGAGGCAGCUCAAGAAGUACAUUUGGGUUUACCGCCCUCAGGCACCCGCGGAGCGGCCCGCCCCGCGACAGACAUACAGGCCCGACAGGUCUAGGAAUGAUCGAGCUGAUCGCCCCCGCUCGAAGCGACGACGAAGCAGAAGUCGCAGUAGAAGCCACGAACGUCCCUUGCGUCACGUGCGGGCCCUGCAGUCCGUGCACUCGGUGGACAAGCCCCGCCGCACGAUGCUGCCCAUCACGUUCUCGGAUGACGACUUCCACGCCUCCGACCCCGACCAGGAUGAUCCGAUGGUCAUAACGACAGAGAUCGCCAAGUACGGCGUCAGCAAAGUCUUGGUCGAUCAGGGGAGUUCGAUGAACAUCCUCUACUGGAAAACUUUCCAGUAG